AUGUCCCCGUUUACAUUUGCCAAUUCCUCGCAGUCCGUGCCGGGCGAGAUCGAGCUUGCCGUGAGCUUCACUAUCAAAGCUGACCCGUCGACCGAUGUCUGGGAGAAACCGCCGUCCACACGCAGCUUCAACGCACCGAUUUUAUAUAGAUCCAUGCCCCUGCGAGCAUUCAAGCGGGCGCGCGUGUCAGUCAUGGCGGCAUGGGAGACGCUCUAUGACCAAGGCGGAUUGAUCUUGGUGAUUCAUCAGACGGACGGCGAGAGGAAGUGGAUCAAGGCGGGCAUCGAGUAUGUCCAAGGCAAGGCGCGACUCAGUGUGGUCGCGAAGGACCGGUGGUCGGACUGGAGUCUUGUCUCGAUUCCAUCGGGAGGCAGUACGGCGACAAUCGAGAUGGUCAGGGAGGAGGACGGUUCGCUGUGGGUGUACUGGAUCGAGGGCGUCCAAAGGGUUCCGCUGAGAGAGGUCACGUGGGCGUUCGAGCAGGCGGACAGCGCGCACUGCUGGAUCGGCACUUUCGCAGCCAGGCCGUCGUCACCUGCAGACGGCGGCCGGCUGGCAGUUGACUUUUGUCACCUGGUGGUGGAUGCGGAGUGA
Molecule: messenger RNA, 594 nt
Organism: Talaromyces proteolyticus
Lineage: Eukaryota; Fungi; Ascomycota; Eurotiomycetes; Eurotiales; Trichocomaceae
Exons: 1
Coding region: 1-594 (197 amino acids)
Source: RefSeq, a predicted model, not a curated record